AGCUCAGGAAGACUCAUGAACAGGACAUGGAAGAACUUGAUAAAACACUCAAGGAGUCUGAAGCCAUGCUCAAUGAGAAAAUUCUGACUUUGACAGCAGAAAACGAGGCUUUGAAAGAAAGACUGAGAGAAGAGGAGGAAUGGAGAAGAGCUCUGGCAGACAAAAGUCAGAAGGACGCUCACACACUGUUUUUGGAACAAGAGCUGGAGAGUCUCAGAGCCGUGCUGGAAAUAAAGACCAACCAGAUACACCAGCAAGACAAGAAACUCAUGCAGAUGGACAAACUGGUGAGAAUAUGCACACAUGUAAUAAAUAUGCGUUAGAUGCCCCUGUAGCUUCCUCGUGGCAUUAUAAGCCCAUCAAAUUCUGGUUACAUUUACCUGUAUCACUGGAUCUAUUAUAAGCCUUUGCCAGGUCAGCUGCCUUCAUGUCAAGUAGCUUCCUUAUAUUCCUAUUACAUAAUUUAUGUCACUGUUAGAUAUUUGUGAACAUGGACCACAAA
Sinocyclocheilus grahami is the source of this 502-nucleotide messenger RNA. RefSeq names its product microtubule-associated tumor suppressor 1 homolog A-like. The coding region runs from base 27 to 323 and encodes 98 amino acids. The transcript is spliced from 3 exons. Gene Ontology annotation, cellular component: cytoplasm; nucleus. The record is from RefSeq and is a predicted model, not a curated record. NCBI's taxonomy places the organism in Eukaryota, Metazoa, Chordata, Actinopteri, Cypriniformes, Cyprinidae. Gene Ontology annotation, molecular function: microtubule binding.